CAACCCUCCCCACCUACCUCGCCGCGAAAACGCCGCAGAUCUUCAUCGGCUGACUCCGGACGACGGCGCAAGCGUACCGCUUGGGCUGCACCGUACAAUGAUGCCUACCGCCUCUUGUACAAUGAUUUUGUGCAGACCAUUGCAGGGAACCACAAAAUCCCGGUAGUAUCAACUUUGAAGACUUCUCAGCUAGGUGCGACGGUGUGGACGGCCAGCGAAAAAGAGGCUUUCUUUGCAGCUGUAGAAAGACUCGGGAAAGAUAAUCUGCCCGGAAUAGCUGCAGCCAUCGGGUCAAAAAGCAUCUUUGAAAUACGACAUUUUCUUGUACUCCUUGAGGAUGCAUACAUUGACCGCGCCGGCAAGCGGGACAUCUCACUAGCCGAUAUUCCAGCCGCUGCAGAGGUUGGCUUCAUCUGUGAACGCCAGCUAGAUGCAGCGGGCGACACUCUCGCCACAAAGCAAGAGCGUUUCGAAGCUACUCAAGAACAGAAGCGGUAUGGUGAGCAUUGGCUCAUCACGUCUGAAUUGGCCGGGGAAAUUGAAAUUGCUGCAAAAGGUUUGCGUGCUUCCGUGCCAGUCGAAAGCGGGGACGAUGACGACGGUCUGCACGCCGCGAGUGAUGCACCAUUGCUCCGAGAGAUACCUGAAGCGCGUCUCAUCAUCCCGAAGUCGUUUCUUGAGCUAUCGCGGAAUUUGUUCAUGAAUUCGUCAUCCAAUACAUCUUAUCCUUGGCCGAACUGGCGAAAUCUAGCCUCUGACAUCACGCCUGAGCCUUGCAUGUACCGCACUGCUCUUCGCGAUUUUCACACCUUGGUACUGUUGUUGACCAAGCGUGUCAUGCAGACCGCACUUAUUCAAGCAACAUCUAGAAUACGUGCUCAAGGCUGGCGCGCCAAGAAAGGUGUCAAGCUGUUUGUAAGGUCAAGAGAUGUUCACACUGCAGUUGAUCUGUUAGGCGUCAACGCAAGCAGAAGACAAUUUUUUCGAGAUGUCCCGAGGCGUUGCAGACUAAGAGUCACAGACGGAAGGUAUAAAGCCCGUGUCCUCCGCUGGGACGAAGUUGAAAGAAUCCUUGAUUCUACAGAGAACAGGUCGACACCUCUGGACUCGGAUACGGAAGCUGAAACACGCACAACCCAAGCAGAGCAAGUGCAAUUCAAGUUCAGGGCCGCUCGAAGUGGGACGCCCUUGCCUCUAGCCAGACAAUCCAGUACCGAUGAAUCUGCAGAUGACCAUGCGGGAAGCAAUGCCGAGUCGCCUGCCGAGGGUACAGAUUCUGACGGCUAUCAAGCUUUAGAUGAUUCGUUCGAAGCUUCUGAUGCCGAUGCUGAAGCAAAAAGCGAAUCAGGUUAUGAUUCUUCCGAAGACGAACUGAAAGGACUGGAAGAGUUUGAUAGAGAAGCGAGCCGGCUAGAGGAACGUCGAUUGUGGUCGGUAUUAGGCGACGCUCCUGAAGAUCCAAAAUCCGCGCCUGAAACGACAUAUGAUCAAUUGAUCCGCAAGAUUCCACGCCGAAGAAAUAGGGCCGAGGGCAACGAGUGGCGAAACUGGACGAAUUACCACCCUGAAUGGGAGGAGACGCGUUCACGAAUACCCGAGAUCAACUUUCUUGCCAACCAAACAUCACCUAGUUCUUCACGGAGUUGGGACCUAGCUACAGACUACGAGACAGACUAUGGUGCCGAGGCGGGCGUAUCACCGGGUGGAGAUCACAAGUCAAAGAAGAGAUUACCUCUACGUAUUGUUGAAGAGUUACCUCUUCGAGAUCCCCGAUCAUACGCUGCUUUACGGGGCAAGCAGUCAGAGUCAGCGCAGCGCGAUGCUGAAUCGGAUGCUUCUGAGCACGAAGCCCAAAUACCAGCGCAGUCAAUUGAACUGGUCAACGAG
Paraphaeosphaeria sporulosa is the source of this 1887-nucleotide messenger RNA. RefSeq lists its product as uncharacterized. The record is from RefSeq and is a predicted model, not a curated record. Gene Ontology annotation, cellular component: RNA polymerase I upstream activating factor complex. Lineage: Eukaryota; Fungi; Ascomycota; Dothideomycetes; Pleosporales; Didymosphaeriaceae. Gene Ontology annotation, molecular function: rDNA binding; RNA polymerase I general transcription initiation factor activity. The transcript has a single exon. The annotation marks the transcript as partial. Gene Ontology annotation, biological process: transcription initiation at RNA polymerase I promoter; nucleolar large rRNA transcription by RNA polymerase I.